AUGUUUCACAUAAAAUCAUCUGGCGGGAAAUUAUGGACAUGAGACGUGUGCAAAAAUCGUUCAUCAAAGCGAAACAAAAUAACGAUUUUGGAGAUUGAUAUCUAGCUCAGUGUGUUGUAUAUAAAACUGACAAUGGAAGACAAUGAGAAUGAAACCACAGAAAAUAUGGACGGUUUAAAUGAAGAAAGUGAGUACGAUGACCCUCUUGUACGCAGAAAAGUCCGAGCUGAUUAUCGAAUGUUGCACAAUGAUAUUGAAGAACAAGGUGAAGAAGUAAUUCAUCCAGAUUCAACAAAAUUGAUGCAAUACUUUGAGAAAGGAGAAGCCUUGUUUCAAAAAGUACGGCACCCACGCGAAGCUGUCCAAGAUUCCACGUUUCUGUUAACACUAACAAAAAAAAGCAGGGAACAAGCACAGCACCUAAAAACAGAUGUUGUAUCAUUUGAUAACUGUACAUUCGCAGAAAAAUUAAUAUCUUAUGUGAAUGGAAGACAUGUAACGAGUGAUGACAAAGAGGACGUGGACCUUAGUAAUGAUGCUUGGAAGAAGUUGGGUGAUCGUGCAGCAUCAUGUUUCAAAACCACACCCAAGUUUGAUUUCCUAUUGGGUCCUUUGGUCAUUGAAGUUGUUGUCAAGGAGAAAAGAGUUGCGGAAAGACGACAAAAAGUUCCAGAAGGAGAAGUUUUAAAGCUAAAGCAGAUUGAUAGUGUGGAGAAACAAGAAGAAGCCACAACAAAGGAGGUCGAGAGGGUCUACAAAUUGUUAAAGAAAGCCACCCAAGGUGGGAAAAGUCCAGUUUGUUUGUUCCGAUUCAUAAUUAACCCAGACUCAUUUGGACAGACGAUCGAAAAUUUGUUCCAUUUCUCUUUUUUGGUCAAGGAUGGCCGUGUGAUAGUUGACCUGGAUGAGGAUGAGCUGCCAAUUGUCAACCUUCAUAAAGAAUACAGAGAAAAAGAUUACGAAGAAAUCGUCUCUCGAAAACAAGUCGUCAUGCCGCUAAACAUGCGUGAUUGGAAGGAACUUAUCGACGUAUAUGGUAUCACGGAAUCUAUGAUACCGACGAGAAAAUCCGUACUGUCAACCUAAGAAACAUGGUGAUAACCCACUAUUCAUGAUGUUCUCUCCACCUGGAUUGAAAUUCAGAGGGCGUCGCAUACGGCGUGAUCCUAUGUUCAUUCUUGUAACGAUACCAUUAAGAGAAACGGACUGAAAAACCGUUUACGAGCAACUUACAAGAAACUUACGAGCAACUUACGAGUAACUUGCGAUAACGAUUAUUUUUAAAACUAACAGUGUGGGACGGAGGUUUUCCUCUAGAAAAUUAAUUUAUAUUUUUAUAGUCGCUUUUUGAAGAUACAAUAUAUUUUUACUUGUGUUA
Hydractinia symbiolongicarpus is the source of this 1378-nucleotide messenger RNA. Its product is annotated as non-structural maintenance of chromosomes element 4 homolog A-like. Gene Ontology annotation, biological process: DNA repair. The coding region runs from base 133 to 1086 and encodes 317 amino acids. The transcript is spliced from 10 exons. NCBI's taxonomy places the organism in Eukaryota, Metazoa, Cnidaria, Hydrozoa, Anthoathecata, Hydractiniidae. The record is from RefSeq and is a predicted model, not a curated record. Gene Ontology annotation, cellular component: nucleus; Smc5-Smc6 complex.